Messenger RNA from Schistocerca serialis cubense, 3271 nucleotides. RefSeq lists its product as uncharacterized. The record is from RefSeq and is a predicted model, not a curated record. NCBI's taxonomy places the organism in Eukaryota, Metazoa, Arthropoda, Insecta, Orthoptera, Acrididae. The transcript has 13 exons. Gene Ontology annotation, cellular component: nucleolus. Gene Ontology annotation, biological process: maturation of LSU-rRNA; rRNA base methylation. Gene Ontology annotation, molecular function: rRNA (cytosine-C5-)-methyltransferase activity; RNA binding. The coding region runs from base 103 to 3111 and encodes 1002 amino acids.
AGAAAGUGUUGUGCUCGUGGUGGCUGUGUUUGUUGUGUAGUUGAGGUUAUGACGUGUUUUACGCGUGUGCCCACAAACCAUAGUAUCUUUUAGUAACAAAAUAUGGGAAGGAAAGCCCACUUUGUUGGGGAUGGCCGACAAAAGAAAGGCCCGGGGCGGAAGGCAAGGAAACAAAAGGAUCCUGUGAUACCGGGGUUAAGAAACGACGGUAUCUAUAAGCCACUCAGCCACAGACAAAAGCAACGGGCCGUAAAAAGAGCUCAUAAACUCUCCGAUUUGGCUGAGAAGCGCAAAACAGCCGACGUUAAACAGAAGAACGCCGCCACGAAAGUUAAAGAUGGAAAAUCAAACAAUACAAAGAAAAUAUCCUCUGUGUCUUCAGCAGUGUCAUCAGGCCAUGCCCAACAGAAAGCAGAUAAAAAUAAGAAAAGGAAACAAUUGUUAGAAUCUGAUGAAGAUGAUUCUGAUGAUGGAGAGGGUGAUUUGAAGGUGGAAAGCUUAAAUGAUAUCGACGGAGUUAGUGGCAGUGACGAUGAUGAGUACACAGAGACAGAUGACGAUUACGGUGCUGGAAGUGAUGUACCAGAAUCUGAGGAUGACGACUCUGCUGCAGCUGAGGAUGAAAGCAACGAAGAGGGUGAAGGAAAGGAAGAGAGUGAGGAUGAUCUUUUGCCUGUUGAAAAGGCUGCCAAGAAGUUGAAGAAGCAGCAAGAGGAAGAGCAAAAGCUGGCAGAAGAGGAAAUGAAGAUGAACAUUGCCAGUCAAGAUGUUUUUACCUUCCCAUCAGAAGCUGAAUUAAACGAGCCCCAGGGCCUUCCUGAAGUUCAGCAGCGUAUAAAAGACAUAGUGCUGGUGCUUUCAGAUUUUAAUAAACUUCGUGAAGAAGGAAGGUCUCGUUGUGAGUAUGUUGAUCUGCUCCGUAAGGACUUGUGUACGUACUACAGCUAUAACGAGUUUCUGAUGGAGCACUUAAUGCAGCUUUUUCCACUGUCGGAGCUGCUCGAGUUCCUGGAGGCGAGUGAGGUUAAGCGUCCCGUUACACUCCGUACCAACAGCCUGAAAACACGACGUAGAGAUCUGGCACAGGCGCUCAUCAAUAGAGGCGCGAACCUCGACCCGGUCGGGAAGUGGACCAAGGUCGGGCUGGUGGUGUACUCAUCCUCGGUGGCACUGGGAGCGACGCCUGAGUACCUGGCGGGCCACUACAUGGUGCAAGGUGCGUCCAGCCUGCUACCCGUGAUGGCACUCGCUCCCCAGGAGGGUGAGAGGGUGCUCGACAUGUGUGCCGCACCUGGCGGCAAGGCCUCACACAUAGCUGCUGUAAUGAAGAAUACUGGUGUAUUAUUUGCCAAUGAUGUCAACAAGGACCGGAUACACGCUAUUGUGGGCAAUUUUCAUCGCCUGGGUGUUAUAAAUGCGGUUAUUUGCUCAUAUGAUGGACGCAAGUUUCCCUCUGUGCUGACAGGUUUUGACAGGGUUCUUCUUGACGCUCCCUGCACCGGUACAGGAGUAGUUGCGAAAGACCCCAGUGUGAAGACCAGCAAAGACCAGCAGGAUUUGACACGGUGCUUCACACUGCAGAGGGAGUUGCUACUGGCUGCCAUUGACUGCCUCAACGCUCGCUCCCCCACUGGUGGCUACAUUGUGUACUCGACUUGCUCUGUCUUGCCUGAAGAAAACGAAUGUAUAAUUGACUAUGCGCUUAAGAAACGUGACGUGAAGGUUGUACCUACAGGAUUGGACUUCGGAAGUGAAGGAUUCACAAAAUACAGGCAUCAUAGGUUUCAUCCAUCACUGAAGCUAACACGCAGGUUUUAUCCACACACACACAAUAUGGAUGGCUUUUUUGUUGCAAAGUUAAAGAAGUUUUCUAAUGUAAUUCCAAAACCAAAGGAUGAAGAUGAAGGUGUUAAUGGUGACCAAGUGAAUGAUGAACCUGCAAAUGAGGAAUCAGUAGAAGAAAGCGACAAAGUUGCUGUAGAGAACAUUCAAGGGAAAGAGAGGAAAGGUAAAAGUUUACAAGUGGAAACAGGCCCAGAGGAAAGUGUAACUCCGGAUGUUAAAAGUCCAGCAAAUAAGAGGAAGAAGAAAAAGAGGAAAAGUGAAAGUUCGCAAACAGAAACCAGUCCAGAGAAAAGUGUAACUGAAGAUGUUAAAAGUCCAGCGAAGAAGAGGAAGGUGACAGAGGAAGGAAGUGGAAGUUCACAAGUGGAAACAAGUCCAGAGAAAAGUGUAACAGAAGAUGUUAAAAGUCCAACAAAGAGGAAGAAAAGACACAAGAAAAAGAAAAAAGCUAUGGUGGUUGAAAAUAGUGAAACAUCUCAUGUUUUGACAUCACCAAAUAGUGUAAGUACUUCAGAUACAAAUUCAGCACAGGCAAAAGGCAAAGCGAGCAAGAGAAAACUAGAGCAGGCGCACACAGGGGACGAAGCGUCAACCCCUAAAGAGAAACGUUCAGAUGCUGCUAAGAAUGGAAUUCCCUCUGGUCUGAGUAAAAAUCAGAAGAAAAGGCACAGAAAGAAACUAAUGAAACAGAAAUUAGCAUCUGGUGGCCAGGAAGUAACAGUAACUGCUAAUGGGAAGGCAUCAGGUGGGACACAGGAGAAACAACCACAGAGCCUUACGAUGAAAGAAAAUCACCGAGACAGCAACGAGAAAAAUGUUUCGCUAUCUAAGGACCUAAACAUAUCAACAUUUUCAGAUAUGCAGUUGUCAAAAAAGGCAAGACGGCGUCAAAAGAAAAAAGCAGAAAUGGUUGGUGAGAAACCUGGUGGUGAUACUUCAGUACAGCCAGUAGAUACUUCUGUAGGGCCAGUAGCUGUUCAUGGAGAAAAGAAGAAAAAGAAGAAGAAGAAGAAGAAGAAACUAUCCAGUGGCAGCCCAACUGAAUCGACAGGGCAUGCUGUACCACAGAGAGUAUGGGAAAGUGGUGACGUAGGUCAGUUAGUGACAAGUGAAGAAUUGCAGUUUUCCAAAGCAAAUAAGCCACAGGUGAAAGCUUCGAAGAUAAAGGAGAAACUUGUGGGUAAACAUGUCUCGUUCAAGAUGUCAGUUGCCAACAAGAGAUUAAAAAAGCAGAAGAAAAAGGUAAAAUCCUCAGUUGGCCUGUGACCAGUGUACAAGAAUAGACUCCUUUAUUGCUGAUGAACAGAAGGUGCUAUUUGUGUGUAGAGAAGACUGUGGAGUGCUGCACCUGCUGACAGGGUGGCUUUUGUUAUCACUUCUUUGGAAAAGAAGAUAAGAGUGGCUAUUAAACUGUCUUGUUUUUUUA